AUGGCACUCCAAUUACACAGGAGCCUCCUGCACCAGCCUCGCGUGGGCUCGAUAUUCCAUACAUGCCGCACAUUCAGCACUCCUGCGUCCUUACUGUCUGGGCAUAGCAAGUGGGCGACCAUCAAACAUGACAAGGCCAAAAACGACAAGGCGAAGAGCAAGGAACGCCAGAUGGUGAGCAAGGAAAUUGCCAGCGCUACACAAUGCAUGCACCCAGUCAUCUUAUGGGGCGCCGAUCCAAAGUACAACCCCCGUCUGACGCUCGCACUGUCGAAUGCGAAGCGAGCCUCAAUUCCCAAAAAUAUCAUCGAAGCGGCCAUCGCGCGUGGUCAAGGACUCAGUUUGACCGGUCAAGCUUUGGAGUCGCUCACGAUUGAAGCGAUGCUCCCUGGGGGUGUGGCCGCAGUGGUCGAGUGCCAGACCGAUCAGAAAGCCCGCGUUCUACAAGACAUUCGACACUUGAUCAAGAACGGCGGAGGGACAGUGACACCAACAACAUUCCUUUUUGAAAAGAAAGGGCGAGUGGCUUUGGAGAAGAGAGAUGUAAAUGCGGACGAUUUUCUGGAUCAGGCCAUUGAGGCUGGCGCCACGGAUAUCAAUACGGACGACAAUGGCCGGCUAGUUUUGUUCACCGAUCCCUCUGAAACAAAAAGUGUUGGGGAGACAUUUGCAAAACUAUCUGGGUUGACGAUCGAAGAGCUUGAGAUGUUCUGGGACCCUAACCAGGAAACUCUGGUCAAGGUACAGGACGAAGAGCAGAUCAAGGUUCUCGAAGAUCUUCUGAGUUCCUUGCGCGAUGAUCCCAGCGUUCAGGAUAUCUACUUGAAUGCCACGGAGAAAUUCUGA
Messenger RNA from Penicillium canariense, 846 nucleotides. Its product is annotated as post-initiation translation factor DPC29. The transcript has 2 exons. Gene Ontology annotation, cellular component: mitochondrion. Lineage: Eukaryota; Fungi; Ascomycota; Eurotiomycetes; Eurotiales; Aspergillaceae. Bases 1 to 846 code for a protein of 281 amino acids. The record is from RefSeq and is a predicted model, not a curated record.